Molecule: messenger RNA, 900 nt
Organism: Annulohypoxylon maeteangense
Lineage: Eukaryota; Fungi; Ascomycota; Sordariomycetes; Xylariales; Hypoxylaceae
Product: NAD dependent epimerase/dehydratase
Exons: 1
Coding region: 1-900 (299 amino acids)
Source: RefSeq, a predicted model, not a curated record
AUGUCUCCGUCAAAAAUCUUCGUCACGACUGCUACCGGCGUUCAAGGCGGAGGGGUCGUACGAAACUGUCUUCGUGAUGGACAUGUCGUCUAUGCUCUCGUACGAGAUCCCUCGUCCCAGGCUGCUAAAUCAUUAUCAGAUCUAGGUGCAAAGCUUGUCGAAGGAUCUUUAGACGAUGUAGAGUCUUUAAGUAGAGGAAUGCAAAAUGUGGAUGCCGCAUUUCUUAACCUUCCUGGAACCCGACCUCAAGGGGUGCCGUCCAACGUCGAGUACACGAAGAACUUCACCAAAGCCGCCCAAGCCGCCUCUGUACCCUGGGUUUUCUGCUCUACAGUCGUGAAAACGGGUCAACACGAGGAGAUCCCCGGAUGGGGUCCUGACAACCUUAUGUACAAUUAUUGGCUCGACAAACACGAGAUCGAGAAUAUCGUGCGGGGCUCCGGCUUUCAGCGCUGGACUAUUAUCAGGCCGGCCACAUUCAUGCAAAAUCUUACGCCGCCAUCCAGCCAAUACUGUUUCCCAGGUUUCGACGAGCGGAAGGUCUUAAGGACGGCCUACGAUCCCAAGGCGAAAGUAGGCUGGAUCGACGGCACAGACGUAGGAAAAGUAGUUGCAAAGGCCCUGUCGGACCCAGCGAAGUAUUUCGAUAAGGAGAUUGAUCUCGCAGCUGAGAAUUUGACGAUCGGGGAACUGGCAAAAGAGAUUGAAAAAGGUCUUGGGAAGCCGGUUACUCUCGAGCCUUAUACAGACGACGAAUGUGCGAAAAUGGGACCUAGCAUUCAACUUACGGCCCAGAAAUGGGCAAGCGAUGUACCUACUGGUCUUUCUGCCGAGACGGCCGCUACCGAAUUCGGGUUGACUUCAGUGAGGGAGUUUUUUGCGCGUGAUAGUCAGUCUUGA